Messenger RNA from Blastocystis hominis, 2782 nucleotides. RefSeq lists its product as hypothetical. The coding region runs from base 1 to 2775 and encodes 924 amino acids. The record is from RefSeq and is a predicted model, not a curated record. The transcript has a single exon. Lineage: Eukaryota; Bigyra; Opalinata; Blastocystidae. Gene Ontology annotation, cellular component: membrane. Gene Ontology annotation, molecular function: calcium ion binding.
AUGGCGUACCACCGCGCCGGUCUGAUCUUCUACGUGAACGGACAGGAGGUGUUCCGCACCAACGUGGAGGGAACGCUGACCUCGGCGAGCACCGGAACCAACCAGAACGGCGGCAACCUCGUGUGGACCCACUUCUCGGGCCGCGUGGGCACGGGCAACCUGAUCGCCGGCUCGAAUGUGCUGGGCAUUGCCAUCGUCAACACCGACAACACCGCUCGCUCCAUCGACAACAUCUUCCAGAUCCGCAUGCUGUCGCCCAACGCUAUCUCGGUGGGUCUGCAGACCUCCGUGAGCGACACGCACCACAACGACGGAAACACCAUCUCGGCGAACAUGUUCCACGGCGACUACAACGCUCGCUACGUCUCCACGGCCUCGCAGACGCACGAGAUCACCGCGACCUUCCUGAACGGAGGCAAGCAGUACGUGAACAUGUACUGCAUCGUGACCGGCUGGAACGCUCUGGAGAACGCGCCCGCCGCCUGGGAAGUGCUCGUCUCGGAGAGCGGCAGCUCGUUCAACUCCGUGCACACCGUGUCCAACGAGUACUUCACCGACAUGCUGCAGAAGAAGUGCUACUUCAUGCCCAACGAGGUUGCGAUCCGCGCGAUCCGCUUCACCUUCACGGCGAUCCGCGAUGUCUCGGACAACCUGCAGAUCAACGCUAUCGAUCUCUACUACGUGGAUCCCGCGCAGUACACGCUGCCGACUUUCGGCUUCGGCGACGGCCAGGAGUAUGUCGCCUACGUGGGUGCCAACUACUAUCUGCAGAGCUCCUCCUCCCUCUACUACGAGCUCACCAUCAGUCCGGAGCUGCCCGCGGGUCUGAAGCUCUCCUCCUCGGGUUUGAUCCACGGUAAGGCCACCGCCUCGGCGCAGCAGACGACCUACACGGUGUCGGGUCGCAAUCCGAGCGGCUCGCCGGUGCAGGCGAUCGUGAUGCUGACGGUGGCGGACUGCUCGAACGAUCACAGCCUGGUGUCGAUGUCGAUGACGAACACGGGCACGAACGGCAAACGCAUGUCGAUCCUGGUGAUGGACACGAACAAGGACAUUGUGUACUGGAACGACAACAUUCCCGACUACACGAGCGCGUUCAAUAUGGGCUUCUGCGCGGUGAAGGGCGUGGUCACCUUCGUGCUGCUGGAUCGCUCGAACAACCCGUGGGGCAACACCUACACGAUCACUGCCGGCAGCGAGACGAUCAGCGGCACGCACUCGCAGGGCGACACGCCUCGCUUCGUCUCCGUGGCUCCCUUCUCCUACAUCACCGAGAGCGAGUCCACCGUGGAGUUCUCCAUGACCUAUCUCGAGAACUGGUACAAGAAGGAGACCACGCGCAACUGGGAGGAGCUCAAGCUGAACGAGCUGCCGCCCGUGAGCAGCAUCACCGCCUACUACUGCGCCCGCUUCGACGCUCCCUCGCUGGACGCGCUCGCUUCCUAUGUGGUGGGCGUGAAGAUCCGCGGAGGCUUCGUGAUGUACCUGAACGGCCAGGAAGUGAACCGCGUGCGCGUGCCGGCGGACGCCACGCACAGCACGCCCGCCACCGAGGCGUUCGAGGAGCCGACGUACGUGCUGUACGGCGACAGCGCGCAGUUCUCGCUGAUGGAGGCGACGGACAACCUGCUGUGCGUGGAGGUGCACGACACGGAGGAGCGUCCCGACGACGACAACACGUUCAACAUGUACAUCAAGCCGAAGAUGACCUCGCGCGAUCUCGUGGUCAACGGACAGGGCUCUGCGUCGCACGUGGGCUACUACGACUCGUCGUGGGAUGAGCGGAACUACCAUCUCUGGAACAAGGUGAACACCGACAAGUUCUUCUCCAACGAUAACAGCUGCACCAACGUGUGGGGCCUCUGGACCUUCGACAACUUCGGCCGCGACUUCGCCACCGCGGCCCGCGUGUACCAGGGCAACGUGGAGCGCCGCCGCUUCAAGUCGCUGCGCGUGGAGGCGACGAACAACCCCGAGGACGAGUCGCCGGUGUUCGACGUGCUGCUGACGAUGUCGAGCGUCACCUGGACCAAUAGCUACAUCGACAUGGAGUUCAUCCCCACGAAGCCCUACCGCGCCUACCGCAUGGUGUUCAACGGCUGCCAGUCCGAAGGAAUCGAGGUCGGCGAGAUCUACUUCUACGCCAACCGUCUGGAGGGCCAGGUGUGCCGCCCCGCCAACGGCCUGCCCGGCUCCCUGGAGGGCGGACUGGUGAACGGCCCCUGCCCCGAUCUCUACGAGGGCAACGUGAUCUACCAGUGCCAGAGCGGAUCCUUCGUCGAGCUGAGCCAGGUCUGCUCGCCCGCCGCUCCCUCGCUGCUGAAGUACGAUCAGGAGGAGUACAUUCUCUACACCGGCAAGGAGUACAGCAUCGAGCCCACCGUCCGCGGACUGGAGCUCACCUUCGUGACGCUGCCCACGCUGCCCACGGGAUUGAAGAUCAACGAGAGUACGGGAGUGAUCUCCGGCAAGCCGACGACGCCGCAGGACUCGCGUCAGUACACGGUGACGGCUCGAAAUAGUGCUGGCGUGAUUCAGGCGAAGUUCCGUAUCCAGGUGUUGGAGUCGCCUACCCCCGUAUGGCUGUAUAUUGUAAUUGUAUUGGCCGUGAUUGUGGUGAUCGCCAUUAUCGUGGUGCUGGUUUUGGCCAUUUCCAAGAAGUCGAAGGGAAAGGGAAAGGGCAAGGGCAAGGGAAAAGGAAAGAACCUCCCCAAGACCGCUGCGCCCGUCCCCAAGGCGAAGGAAUCGGCUGCUUCUAAGAAUAUUGUUGUCUAAGUGUAUU